Messenger RNA from Peronospora matthiolae, 414 nucleotides. The record is from the annotation of a GenBank genome assembly. NCBI's taxonomy places the organism in Eukaryota, Oomycota, Peronosporomycetes, Peronosporales, Peronosporaceae.
AUGGGCCCUGCCCAAGCAGGACCGUUAGCUGGAUCGGAAGAUGCUGUGACGAUCACCUACCAACGACGCAAGCUGUAUACCAAAUUGGCAAGCGACCCCGUCGCGAAAACCCUGGAGAUCAAGUUGCUUGGACAGCUAGGGGGACCGGUGUCACCCCUAUCGCGCCUCCGGACGGUCAUCGAGGUGGCCACUUCGCUGAGAACUCUCGUCUGCGAGGCAAACAUGGCUGCCGGAAUGUUCGAGCCAAACACUUUGUUCGACCUAGGUUUUAACAGCAUCAAGAGCAUGUUGGAGAAGUUGCACAAGCAAUUGGCUAUUCUGGUUGGGACCACCACCAGAUACAACGACGUAUUACCAGCGCAACCAAUACCGACGCUGUCUCGCGACAGCCAGAUGACACUCCAAGACCUCUAA